Molecule: messenger RNA, 777 nt
Organism: Penicillium maclennaniae
Lineage: Eukaryota; Fungi; Ascomycota; Eurotiomycetes; Eurotiales; Aspergillaceae
Product: GNAT family N-acetyltransferase
Exons: 2
Coding region: 1-777 (258 amino acids)
Molecular function (GO): acyltransferase activity, transferring groups other than amino-acyl groups
Source: RefSeq, a predicted model, not a curated record
AUGACCAUUCACUAUAAUCAAUUGACCAAGGAGCCUUACUUGAAGCUUCCCGCUCCACGAUCCAAUGUUAUCAUCACUCCACACAGAUUGGGAAACAUUGAUGAAAACGCCGAUGCAUUGGCAAACAUACUAAAUGAUUCAAGAGUGUAUCCCUGCCUGGAGCGGACGCCGUACCCGUAUCUGCACGAGCACGGCGUGGGAUGGAUUGAGGCGCACUGCAAACAAAAUAAGGAGGCUUUGUCAACAUUGCGCAAGCACCUAGGACAGAGAGAGAUUAUCAACACAGAAAGCGCUGAUGGGCGAAAAUUCUUCGACAGUUGUCUAUUCACUUGCAUUCGCGAGGUUCUGGCCGAAGAUCCUGAAACAGGGGCCCCGCUUGAGGAUCGCCUGAUUGGCGACAUGAAAAUGGAGCGGUAUACAUUCUACGAACAUUUAUAUGGUAGCGAGGAAAGAUCCAAGGCGCAACACAAAAAUGAAGAAUUGCCGACUGGAGAUGAGAACAUAAUAUGGACGCUUGGAGAUUUUCUAGCAUCUAGCCACCACGGCAAAGGAAUCAUGACACUCGCAAUCCGGACUCUCAUUCACGAUUGGGGUAUUCCGCACAUGAAUGUUCACCAUAUCAAGUGCUAUGCAUUUGUAGGCAAUGAAGGUAGCUUGAGAGUGCUCGAGAAGAAUGGCUUUGAAAGAGAGCGCACAUUGGAAGACUGGGUCCCGGUUUCUGAAAGCCGAGGGGGUGGAAGAAAGUCGAUUGUCUUAAUGGCAUGGCGGGGUGCGUAG